GAAUUAGAUCUAUCAAAUGAACCUCUCAGAAUAGUUGCCGAAGCCUUAGCUAGCCAGGCAUUUAACGAAACGUUUGGGAUAGCAAGUAUGUACUAGAUUGUGGGACCAACAGCCAGCUAGUUUAGCUAACGUUAGCUAGCUACUCUUUCACGUUUGUGGCCAGACUAUGGGAGAUCUUCCAGAUGUCCAGAUCACUCCUGAGACUCCAGGGAGGGCAGCUAUCCGUAACCCCUUCGAGAGCCCCAACGACUACCAUCGCCUGCAAGAAUCCGUGGUCCCCAGCCCCUCUGUCUUCAAGUCCUCCAAGACCUCCGGAACCACACCAGCCAAGUUUAAAUGGGACAUAGAUGAGAUGUCUAGCCUGCUCCCUGUGGACAUAGAUGCUGAGGAUAUCCACCGCCAGUCCUUGUACCUCAGUCAGACCAGGAUGGAUUCUGACAUCGAGGAGAAACGUCAGAAUGCCAUCGAGCAGUUUUUCACUAAAGGUGCCAUUGUGCCUUCACCAUGGACAGAACCAACAAGCAAACAGAAAUCAGCACAGGUGCACUUUGGGAAGAGUUCCAUGUCCCCACUGAUACUAGAAGAGCCACUACCAACUAAAAAGACCACAGUAGGCUGCCAGACAGUCCUGUCCUUACCUGUGGACUUCCACCUGGACAAAAUAUUAGGAGAAUACUACAGAUUGAAGGAGGUGUCUCAGCAGGAUCAGGUUCAGGAGACCCUGAGCUCCUCGUCUCUGAGACGGAAGUUGUUUUUGGACGGAGGAGGGGGAAGGAGAGCCCCUGGGGGAGGAGAUAGAGAUUUCCUCUCACCCAUGAGCGCCUCUCCUCUGUCCUGCCCGUUGUCUGGCAUGUCUGCCCUGACCCCCUCCACUGGUCUUUUCUCGUCCAGCCCUAUCCAGGGUCGUUACCGAACCUACAGCCUGGGAAGUGUCACCAGCCCCCUGUGCCCUGAGCGGUCUUCUCCUGCUGGCUUCCAGUCCCCUGCCCUGUCCCCAUCGGGCCCCCAGUUCACACAGACACCCGUAGCAGGAGAGAGGAGGAAGCUGAGCUUCGUGACCCCUGAAGGUGUUCCCAGACAUGGACAUCAACUCCUGUACAGAGAGCCCCUACGUAGACGGCUGUUCCCCAUCCACUUCUGCUCCUCCCUCCAGCCCCGGGCCGGAUUAGGUCAACCCUCAGCUCAGACCCAGAGCCCACUGCUGGGCCUCACCCCCAACCAUCUCCCCAACCCUUCCCUCCAGCCCCGGGCCGGACCCAGUGAAGAUGGAGGAGGAGGUGGAGGAGAACGGCGAGGUGGAAGUGGACCUCCUGUGGAAGAGGAGGAGGAGGAAGGAGGUGUGACUCCUGUUGGUGUCCGGUUGACCAGCUCCCGUGUGGGGGCGAGCGUGAUGGCCGCGGAGGCGUCUCAUAUGUUUGUGUCUCUGCUAGCUGAAGGAAGCAGCAUCCCUUAUGACAACAGCAUGCAGGUGGACAGUGGGUACAACACAUACGCUGGCACCGCCAGCCUGAUAGAUGCCACGAGUUCAGACAGCCAGAGUAAGGAGUCGUUUGACGCAGCACACAACCCCGACGAGGUCUUCCCUCACAGCAGACACACUAAGACCAAGACUGUUUUUCCUCAACACCCUUGAGUGAGCUGAUUGGAGGAGAACAUAAGGAAGCCCCUCCCACCUAAAGCCAAUGAUGAUGUUUUGCCAUGUUUUAAAGCAGCCGUGUCGGGGUGUAUUCAUUAGUCGGAUUCUGUUGGAAACCCUUUACUCUAGACAUGGAACCUACCUGAAUUUGUCCAAUAGAAACAAACUGUUGCCAAACGCUUUUGUUUAGAGUGAAUCGUGUACUGAAUAACAUCCCGGCUAAGUGACAAUGUUUAGAUGCCGCCAUUCGCACAAAUGAACCUUGAAAUGAAUUCCUAUUGGCGCUAGCUGUCCCUCGUAGUGGAGUUGAAAUGGCAGCCUAUAUAGUGCACUACUUUGGAGCCCUGGUCAGUAGUGCACUAUAUUGGGAAUAAGGUGCUAUUUUGGAAAACGUAGUGUUGACAUGAACAAGGGACAGAUGAAAAUUGACUCAGUUAUGUAUUUAUACAUUUUAUAUUCUUGUUGAUUGUGAAUUUAGCAUUAUUUUUAAUCAGUUAAACAAUUACGGGAAUGUGAACUGUGAUUGAGGAUAUUUAUUGUACAUUUUGUUAUAAAUAUUUGUAUAACUGCAGAGCUCCCCUUUAAACAAAGCCACCAUCAGCUGAUUAAAUGACAUGUUUUAUGAAUGAGUGUAACGUUCUGACUAGACCACUGAGACACAUUAAAUGUUGUACAACUGGG
Oncorhynchus gorbuscha (pink salmon) is the source of this 2317-nucleotide messenger RNA. RefSeq names its product protein aurora borealis-like. The coding region runs from base 167 to 1633 and encodes 488 amino acids. NCBI's taxonomy places the organism in Eukaryota, Metazoa, Chordata, Actinopteri, Salmoniformes, Salmonidae. The transcript is spliced from 12 exons. Gene Ontology annotation, cellular component: cytoplasm; nucleus. The record is from RefSeq and is a predicted model, not a curated record. Gene Ontology annotation, biological process: activation of protein kinase activity; regulation of mitotic nuclear division; regulation of mitotic spindle organization. Gene Ontology annotation, molecular function: protein kinase binding.